AUGAUCCCUGGGAACCAGACCCCAGUCAGUGAGUUCAUCCCGCUGGGUCUGUCCGAGCGCUCGGAUUGGCAGCUGGCUGUCUUCGGGCUGAUCCUGGCCAUGUACCUACUCACGGUCACUAGCAACACCCUGAUCAUUACGGUCACCCUGAUUGACCCCAAGCUGAAGGCCCCCAUGUACUUCCUGCUCAACCGGUUGUCCUUCGUGGAUAUGGCCUUCACCUCCAUCACUGUCCCGCAGAGGCUAGCCCACGUCCUCUCCACUAGCAAGGCCAUCCCCUUCACCAACUGUCUGACCCAGCUCUUCUUCAUCCUGCUCGUCGGCCCCAUGGAGGGCUACCUGCUGGCCGCCAUGACCUAUGACUGCUACAUGGCCGUUUGCGACCCACUGUGGGCGCACCUCGCCUUCUGCUCCCUCCGCAUCCUGCAAUUCUUCUGCGCCAUCACGCCCAUGCUCCAGCUCUCCUGCAGCCGCCCCUUCCUCAAUGAGAUGCUCACCUUCACCGAGGGCAUGACCAUCAUCCUGAGGCCUUUCAUCUUCAUUCUGCCAUCCUACGCCCGCACUGGGGCCACUGUGCUAUGCCUGCGCUCCGCCGCGGGGCUGUGCAAGGCCACGUCCACUGUGGCUCUCAUGUGCUGGUGGUGA
Molecule: messenger RNA, 645 nt
Organism: Tachyglossus aculeatus (Australian echidna)
Lineage: Eukaryota; Metazoa; Chordata; Mammalia; Monotremata; Tachyglossidae
Product: olfactory receptor-like protein DTMT
Exons: 2
Coding region: 1-645 (214 amino acids)
Biological process (GO): G protein-coupled receptor signaling pathway
Cellular component (GO): membrane
Molecular function (GO): olfactory receptor activity
Source: RefSeq, a predicted model, not a curated record